Molecule: messenger RNA, 3273 nt
Organism: Eubalaena glacialis (North Atlantic right whale)
Lineage: Eukaryota; Metazoa; Chordata; Mammalia; Artiodactyla; Balaenidae
Gene: KIF11
Product: kinesin family member 11
Exons: 22
Coding region: 94-3264 (1056 amino acids)
Biological process (GO): mitotic spindle assembly; microtubule-based movement
Cellular component (GO): spindle microtubule; nucleus
Molecular function (GO): plus-end-directed microtubule motor activity; microtubule binding; ATP binding
Source: RefSeq, a predicted model, not a curated record
AGGGCACCCGGGUCCGCGCCGGCCGCUGAGCCGCUCCACGCCCCACGGCGCCCGAGUCCGCGACCAGGCCUUGAAUUUUCGGCGGGGACCGUCAUGGCGUCUCAGCCGAAUUCAUCUGCGAAGAAGAAAGAUGAGAAGGGGAAGAACAUCCAAGUGGUGGUGAGAUGCAGACCAUUUAAUUUGGCAGAGCGGAAAGCUAAUGCCCAUUCUGUAGUAGAAUGUGAUCACAUACGGAAAGAAGUUAGUGUACGAACUGGAGGAUUGGCCGACAAAAGCUCAAGGAAAACAUAUACUUUUGAUAUGGUUUUUGGAGCAUCUACUAAACAAAUUGACGUUUAUCGAAGUGUCGUUUGUCCAAUUCUGGAUGAAGUUAUUAUGGGCUAUAACUGCACUAUUUUUGCAUAUGGCCAAACUGGCACUGGAAAAACCUUUACAAUGGAAGGUGAAAGGUCCCCUAAUGAAGAAUAUACUUGGGAGGAGGAUCCUUUGGCUGGUAUAAUUCCACGUACUCUUCAUCAAAUUUUUGAGAAACUUACUGAUAAUGGUACUGAAUUUUCAGUCAAAGUGUCACUGUUGGAAAUCUAUAAUGAAGAGCUUUUUGAUCUCCUUAAUCCAUCUUCUGAUGUUUCUGAGAGACUACAGAUGUUUGAUGAUCCCCGUAACAAGAGGGGAGUGAUAAUCAAAGGUUUAGAAGAAAUUACAGUACACAACAAAGAUGAAGUCUAUCAAAUUUUGGAGAAGGGGGCAGCAAAAAGGACAACUGCAGCAACUUUGAUGAAUGCCUACUCUAGUCGUUCCCACUCAGUUUUCUCUGUUACCAUACAUAUGAAAGAAACUACAAUUGAUGGAGAGGAGCUUGUUAAAAUUGGAAAGUUGAACUUGGUUGAUCUUGCAGGAAGUGAAAACAUUGGACGUUCUGGAGCAGUUGACAAGAGAGCUCGGGAAGCUGGAAAUAUCAAUCAAUCCCUGUUGACUUUGGGAAGGGUUAUUACUGCUCUUGUAGAAAGAACACCUCAUGUUCCUUAUCGAGAAUCUAAACUAACUAGAAUCCUCCAGGACUCUCUUGGGGGACGUACAAGAACAUCUAUAAUUGCAACAAUUUCUCCUGCAUCUCUCAAUCUUGAGGAAACUCUGAGUACAUUGGAAUAUGCUCACAGAGCAAAGAACAUACUCAAUAAGCCUGAAGUUAACCAGAAACUCACCAAAAAAGCUCUGAUUAAGGAGUAUACAGAAGAGAUAGAGCGUCUGAAACGAGAUCUUGCUGCAGCCCGUGAAAAAAAUGGAGUGUACAUUUCUGAAGAAAAUUUCAGAGCCAUGAGUGGAAAACUAACUGUUCAAGAAGAACAAAUUGUAGAAUUGCUUGAAAAAAUUGCUGCUGUUGAGGAAGAGCUAAGUAGGGUUACAGAAUUGUUUAUGGAUAAUAAAAAUGAACUUGACCAGUGUAAAUCUGACCUGCAAAAUAAGGCACAGGAACUUGAAACCACUCAAAGACAUUUACAAGAAACUAAAUUACAGCUUGUUGAAGAAGAAUAUUUCACGUCAGCUUUGGAAAGUACUGAGGAGAAACUUCAUGAUACUGCCAGCAGGUUGCUUAACACAGUUGAAGAAACUACAAAAGAUGUAUCUGGUCUCCAUUCUAAACUGGAUCGUAAGAAGGCAGUUGAUCAGCACAAUGCAGAAGCUCAGGAUAUUUUUGGCAAAAACCUGCAUAGUCUGUUUAAUAGUAUGGAAGAAUUAAUUAAGGAUGGCAGCACAAAACAAAAGGCCAUGCUAGAAGUUCAUAAAACCUUGUUUGGUAACCUGCUGUCUUCCAGUGUCUCUGCAUUAGACACGAUUACUACAACAGCACUUGGAUCUCUCACAUCUAUUCCAGAAAAUGUGUCUACACUUGUUUCUCAGAUUUCUAAUAUGAUAUUAAAAGAACAGUCAUUAGCAGCAGAAAGUAAAACUGUACUUCAGAAAUUGAUUAAUGUACUUAAGAGUGACCUCCUCAGUUCACUGGAAACAGUUUUAUCCCCCACUGUGGUAUCUAUACUGGAAAUCAAUAGUCAACUAAAGCAUAUUUUCAAGACUUCAUUGAUACUGGCUAAUAAGGUAGAAGAUCAGAAGAAGGAAAUGGAUGAAUUUCUCAGUACACUGUGUAACAAUCUACAUGAACUAAAAGAAGAUACAAUUUCUUCCUUGGCUGAAACACAGAAGCUAUGUGAAAACUUAACUGAAGACCUGAAGACAAUAAAGAAAAUCCAUUCACAGGAACUUUGCCAGUUAAUCAGUCUUUGGAAGGAGAGAUUCUGUGCUUUGGAGGAAAAGUGUGAAAACAUGUGGAAACCACUUAACAGUGUUCAAGAAAAUACAGAGCAGAAAUCGAAAGAUAUAAUCAGCAAAACAACUUCUCACAGUGAAAAAUUUGGUGCUAAUUUUGAUGACUUGUCAGUGGAACUCAGACAUUUUAACCAGGAAGGUACAAAACUGGUUGAAGAGUCUGAGAAACACUGUGAUAAACUCAGUAGCAACCUUGAAGUAAUAUCUCAAGAGACUGAACAGAGAUGUGAGGCUCUGAACACAAGCACACUUUGUUUUUCUGAACAGUGGGUAUCUUGCUUAAAUAAAAGGGAAGAGGAACUUCAGAAUUUAUUGAAGGUUGUACAACAAGGUUGUGAGGCUUCAAGUUCAGAGAUUACUGAAAAAUUAAUUGGACAUAAAGCAGCUAAUGAGAACCAGCAUAACAUUCUUCUUGGUCAGAUAACUAUUGAUGAAGAAGAAUUAAUGACACAAAAUCAAGAACUUAAUAAAACCGUAAAAAUUGGUUUGACUAAGCUUAAUUGCUUUCUGCAACAGGAUCUGAAACUGGAUAUCCCAACAGGUACGACACCACAGAGGAAAAAUUAUUUAUACCCAUCAACACUGGUGAGAACCCAGCCACGUGAACAGCUCCUUGAUCAGUUGAAAAGGAAACAGCCUGAGCUGUUAAUGACGCUAAACUGUUCAGAAAACAACAAAGAAGAGACCAGUCAGGACUUGGAUGAAGAAAAGGCGGUUCUGGUGCACACUGUUGAAGAACCUCUAAGUCAAGAGCCAUCUGUAGACACUAGUUUGGAUUGUUCAUCAAGUGGUGGGGUUCCAUUUUUCCAGCAUAAAAAAUCACAUGGAAAAGAUAAAGAAAACAGAGGCAUUAAUCCGCUGGAGAGGUCUAAAGUAGAAGAAACUACAGAGCAAUCUGUUAUGAAGAGCAGAUUACCUCUACGAGCCCAGAACAAUUUUUAGUUAACUUGA